AUGCAGCUUGGCCUGGCCAGCAUCCUCCUGGGUCUCUGGCUAACAGCUGAGUCCCUCUCCUCACCUGCAAAGGGAAACCUCCUAGAAGAAAACCCUCCGAGACAAAGGGAAAGUCCCAAUUUAGGAGAAGUGGAAUCCCCAGAAGAAGAAGAAGAAGAUGUCAAGGUUCCAUUGGAUUUCCAGGAAGCCCCUUCAAAAGUCCUGGUGGUUUCCCUGGAGUCAGAAGACAGCCUUGGACAUCUCCCACCCCACCUGCCCUUGGCUGAGACAGAAGGGAAGCCCUUGAGUUUAUGGCCCCAGCCCAGUUCUCAGUCCUGGCUACACGAAAGCUCAGAGGAAUCGGUGUGUCACGUGAGGCUGGACGGGGGCAGCUUUUGGGGUCCUAACCAUCUGGAGGUAGGGGGUCUCCUUAGCCGUUACGACAGUGGGUUCCUGAAGGCACUGAGCAGAUCUGCCUGGAACACAGAAGACCUGGAGACCUUUGGGAUAUGUCCCUCCAGCCCACCCCACAGCCUUCUCAGGUCACUCCAGCGUGUGGCUGAUUCUCUGGGCAGGCCUGCAGGACACCGGUUCUUCAUGCUGCAUUUGGAAGAAGUGAAAUGGGAAGUCGAGACCAAACUCAGGUUUAAGCUGACCUUUCAGAAGGACGUGGAAGAGCCUCUCAGCUCCUUGCAGCUGGUCCUCCUCGUCUUCUAUCAAGGAGAAAAGGAACUUGUGCAUCAUGGGGUCCCAAAGAGGUUUCUAGUUGGAGGGGCAGGAUUACAUCAAAAGCAGGUUGUUUGCCUUUCCAGAGGAACCCGCUACCUUGUCCUCCAAGGCUCCGUGAUGUCUGGGAGACAUUCUCCUGGUGAAUUAAGCUAUGAACUUUCCUUGGAAAUCAGGCACCAAAACAAUACAGACGCUGCUGUCUCCUCUGAUGAAGCCCAGGAUCUUCUGUUUGGCUUUGAUGCCAAGUGUUUCACUCGCAGGACCCCGGCUGUCUUGUUGUUGGUGAAACAAAACUUCGGUGUUGGCUCCCAUCAACCCUCUUCUUUCCUCUCUGCGGACGGCAAGUUAGAUAUAUUGCCAUACCUGAAACCCAGCUUGCCGAGUUCCGCCAUAGCCCACACACCCUCUGAAGCUGCCACCGUCACUAACCAAACCAACGCCACAGUGUCAGUGCUUACAAACCCUGGAUACUUUUUGGAGAUCCUCUCCCAAUUUGUCAACAAAGUCCUGAACCCCUCCGGUGAGCCACCUGUCGCCCAGGGGCACCUCCAGCUGGAUUUUGACACCAUGGAGGCCCUUCCUCACGAACUGCUCAACUUGUCAGAGAAAGUGGCUUUUGAGCGGCUGGUGCAGUCUGAAAAUCACCUCGUGGUCCUCUUCCCCGAGAACAGCCAAGCUUUCAUGGAGCGCCAGCUCGGCCAAUGGUACCUAGAGGGAAAGUUGCUUCAGCAGCUGUUGGAGAAGCUGCAUUCUGUGAUCCAAGAGCUGAAAGCCAUGCCCUCCUUCCAAGCCAACGCCAACCUCUUCCGUACUCUGCUGGCUCUGUGCUACUAUCCUUCGAGGGGCUCCGGAAAUUUCCCCGCUGGCGAGUCUGCAGAAAUGGAGGAAACCCAAACCCGCAGAAAAAUCCACAGCCUUCUGUUGCUCAAGGCUCUCCAGGUGGUGCGCACUCGUUGGCGGGAGGCCAGGAAGGUGUCGUUACGUGCCAACCGUAGCACUCAAGUCCAGGAUGACUACUGCCGUCUGCGAGAGCUCAGGAUAAACCUGGUCUCCACCAGGUACAUCAUUUUACCGGAGUCAUACAAUGCCAACAAUUGCGUGGGCCCAUGCCAGAGCCCGCUCUCCACCCGCAUCCCGGACUACUAUUCCCACACCAUCUUCCUGCUGCGCAUGCACGAACAGGGCAUGCCACUCCAGCGAGCCCCUUGCUGCGUCCCGGUGAAAUAUUCCAAAAGUCUCAUGGUUACUUUUACCAGUGAUCAAGGGAUGAUAGUUAAGGCCUACCCAGAUAUGGUGGCGGAGUCCUGCGGGUGCAGGUAGAGAAGGGCAGGAGAGACAAUAGAGAUGGGGGAUGGGAUAUUGGACAGUGUCCUGCUGUCCUGGCCAGUAUGGGGUACCGUUUUAAACCACAGCACUACAGUAAUCCCACUUCUAUUGAUGAAAUUUAUGCAGCUGUGUACAUAGCAAGCUUGCAACAUUGUUCUUGCUUUUUAUGAUGCUUGGGAAAGUUGGAAAGAUCCAGUUUAUUUGCAGAGAACCCUAAUGAGCAAAGCGUAGGAUGAGAAUUUUUACAGAUUAACAGAGUUGGAAGGGACCUUGUGGGUCA
Molecule: messenger RNA, 2314 nt
Organism: Notechis scutatus (mainland tiger snake)
Lineage: Eukaryota; Metazoa; Chordata; Lepidosauria; Squamata; Elapidae
Gene: AMH
Product: anti-Mullerian hormone
Biological process (GO): Mullerian duct regression; gonad development
Molecular function (GO): growth factor activity
Source: RefSeq, a predicted model, not a curated record